Molecule: messenger RNA, 1430 nt
Organism: Haliotis rufescens (red abalone)
Lineage: Eukaryota; Metazoa; Mollusca; Gastropoda; Lepetellida; Haliotidae
Exons: 3
Coding region: 364-1140 (258 amino acids)
Source: RefSeq, a predicted model, not a curated record
UACCUUUUCACCCGAGUCAGUGUUUACAUACCGUAUCAAAAAGAUAGAAUCCCAUUACAAGUGGUCUCUACCGUCGACAGCAUUGUUCUCAUCGAGCAACUAGAAUGUCACCCACGGAAGUAGAAUUCCACAUAAUGUGUACACGUUCCAGUGAACGCGAUUAACAGCCUCAAAUUGACACGUAUAUUGGAUUACACCUUUACCUCUUUCACUCGAACGACGCACGCAGAGUGACAGCGGAGAAAUGCGGCUGUGAGAGGGUCUUGGAGACAGACUAAUGUAAUAGGUAUCACAUUGGCUGCGGUGGAUAUGCACUGAUUGCAUGCAGAGGCCGUUUAACGGGAUUCUGCUAUUAAAUAUAUAAUGGUGUACCGACAAUGCCUAAAGUACCUAAGACACGUCAAACAGAAGAAGCACCAAGUGGUCAGAAUUCAAUGUAACCCUGUCAAGCGGCUGUUUCUAUGGUUACGGGCGAGGUCACGAAAGAUAUUCGCAGUGUUAUGCAUUUUCACACUCUUUUACCUACAUUUUACAGUCUUACCACGAUCCAUGGGGUACUACAACAACCGAUGUUACCUCAGUCGAGAGGAGAUCAACAACAUGAAGUACCUCCUUACCCAAGUCAGUGCUGCUUUCAAUAGGCAAAACGUGACGUACUGGUUGGACUUUGGUACGCUGUUGGGGGUCUGGAAAACAGGGGAGAUAAUUCGAUAUGACGGAGAUAUAGAUAUUGGUAGACAUUUCACAGGAACCACAGCCGACGCACACAUGAUUCAAGAGACACGGAAACUACUGAAUCAAUUCAAUGUAACAAUUGACGAUUUUCAAGCCAAAUAUAAAGGCAGCGUAGCAGAUUUAUUUAGAUGGGAGACAUAUGGAAACGUCAGCACAAAGAUGCUAAGAAAGUGGUAUCCGUUUGUCGAACACUUUGGCAUUGUUGAAAGAAUAGCCAAUUACCUCAUGCCUUCCGAGAUACCUUAUGACGUCAUAUUUCCAACAAGGGAGCUAACUGUAUAUGGCGAAAAGAUGAAGAUUCCUAACAAACCACUAGACUUGCUCAAGAUUCGCUAUCCAUUAACAUGGUUUAUAUCGUUUCCCUAUAAAUGGAAAUGUUUGUUUGCGUCAAAGCCACCUAGCUGAUAAUUGCAUGUUAAGUGAGUGAGUGAGUGAGUUGGGUUUAACGCUGCUUUUAACAGUAUUCCAGUUAUAUCGCGGCGUGUCUAUUCAAUUCGUCCGGAUUAUCAGAUGUGUGUUUUUACGUUAGUGAAAGAAGAGGACAAACGGUGAUGUAUUUCUAAAUCUACGCAACAUAUUUGUACAAACUACAUGUAAUGUAUCACAUUUCCUAUUUUCUGUCAUAAAUAUUUUUAAUGCAGGGGAAGGAAUCUCAAAGUUAUUUUUUUGAAUAAAUCAUACUCGCAUAAAGGAAA